This is a messenger RNA of Scheffersomyces amazonensis, 2602 nucleotides long. RefSeq names its product Mef2p (gene MEF2). Gene Ontology annotation, cellular component: mitochondrion. Lineage: Eukaryota; Fungi; Ascomycota; Pichiomycetes; Serinales; Debaryomycetaceae. The record is from RefSeq and is a predicted model, not a curated record. The transcript has a single exon. The coding region runs from base 27 to 2525 and encodes 832 amino acids. Gene Ontology annotation, molecular function: GTP binding; GTPase activity. Gene Ontology annotation, biological process: mitochondrial translation; ribosome disassembly.
GGUAAUUAUAGAUACCACUAGAAGGUAUGUCACGAAUAUGGAAGAGUUCACUAUAUAAGUUGAGUAAAAGGUACCUCCAUGGGUCAUAUACUGUAAGUUCAAAUUUAAAAUUGAAUGAAGUUGGAAUGGAUCGUACCAGAAAUAUUGGAAUUAUUGCUCAUAUCGAUGCUGGGAAGACUACUACUACAGAAAGGAUGUUAUAUUAUAGUGGAAGAACAAAGAGGAUAGGUAAUGUUGAUGAAGGAGAUACAGUUACAGAUUAUUUACCAUCUGAAAGACAAAGAGGGAUCACUAUUCAACUGGCAGCCAUUACUAUACCUUGGAAUAAUAAUAAGAUUAAUAUUAUCGAUACUCCAGGUCAUGCCGAUUUUACAUUUGAAGUAAUUAGGUCAUUAAGAGUAUUGGAUGGUGCAGUAACAAUUCUUGAUGGAGUUGCUGGAGUAGAAGCUCAAACUGAAAAAGUUUGGAAACAAGCCAAUUCUCUUGGAAUUCCAAAAAUCGCCUUUGUUAAUAAGAUGGAUAGACCUGGAGCAGGAUUUAGUAGAACAGUUAAAGAAAUAAUGGGAAAAUUAAGAACUAAGGUAGCAGUAUGUAAUAUGCCUUAUUUCGAAGACAAUAAUGGAGAACCAAAAUUCACUGGUGUUAUAGAUAUUUUACAUCAAAAGCUUUUGAAAUGGACUCCUGAAGAAAAUUCUCUUGGUGAUGAUAUAGAAGUAAUUGAUAUUAAUAAAGAUAAUGAAAAACUUUCUGAACUAUAUGAAUUGGUCAGUAAGGGAAGAGAAUCUUUAGUUGAAGUUUUAGGUGAAUAUGAUGAAUCAGUCAUUGAUGCAUUUUUGGAAUGUGAUGAAGAUUAUAAUCAGAUACCAUUAACUGUUUUAAAUAAAGCCAUUCGUAAAGCAACCAUUGCUAAUGAAAUAACUCCAGUAUUUUGUGGAGCUUCAUUUAGAAAUAUAGGAGUUCAACCAUUAAUGGAUGCAAUUGUUAAUUAUUUACCUUCACCUUUGGAAACCCAACUUCCUGAGAUUAAUCUUUCAACAUUAGAAACAAGAAGUAAGAAUAAAAGGAUCACUGAUAGGAAAGUUCAAAUAUCUAUGGAUAAAUCAAAGGGACUUGUGAUUAAUAAUAAUCCUCUGUUAACAGUAGCACUUGCUUUUAAAGUCAUGACUCAUGCUACUAAAGGUGUAAUGACUUUCUUUAGAGUUUAUAGUGGGAAAUUACAUUCAAAUUCAAUUGCUAUAAAUACUAGAACUGGUAAAAUGCUUCAAAUAAAGAGAUUAUUACUUAUGCAUGGAGAUGAACCUGAAGAAGUUAAAUAUAUUGGAGCUGGGAAUAUUGGAGUUGUUACUGGUAAUGAAGAUGAUAUAUUUACCGGUGAUACAUUAGUAAGUCAUAGUCCUCUGAAAAAGACAUUUUCUGGAGUAGAAUCUCAUUUAAAGCUUUUACCAAUUGAAGUUCCUCCUCCACUUUUCAAUUCUGCUAUUGAACCUCGUACAGCUGGAGAUCAAGCACAUAUGAAUGAAUGUAUAAAGAUUCUUAUUCGUGAAGAUCCAUCUAUAAAAGUUCGAAUUGAUGAAGAAAUGGGUCAAACUAUUCUUGGAGGAAUGGGUGAAUUACAUUUAGAAAUUGUAAGAGAUAGAUUAUUAAAUGAUAUGAAGGCUAAAGUAAGGCUUAGAGAUGUUGCAGUAUCAUAUAAAGAAUCACUUGUUAAGAAUAAAUUCACUUCUUCAAUAGCUACUAAUACUGAAGGAACUGUAUCAGUUGAAAUUGAAAUGGAUACUUUUGAAGGUAAAGCAUCCGAAAGUAUAUUUGCAGAAGAAGAAGGAGCUUUUAUAUUUGAAGAAGAUAAUAAUAUUAUUAUUUUAGAACCAAAUGCAGCUCCAGAAGCACUUCUUGCACACGAAGAGAGAAGAUGGAAAUCAGAACAUAGUUUUGAAGAUAUUCAAGAAGGAAUAGUUCAAAGUUGUAUAGCAGCUUUCCAAAUUGGUGGACCAAUAUUUGGAUUAUCAUUACAUUCAACUGUUGUUAGAGUUAAACAUUGGAAAUUCCCAGUUACAGAAAAUACAACUAAUUUUCCUGAAAUAUUGGAUACUAGUAGAAAAGCAGUUUGUCAAUAUAUUGAAGAAAAUAAAGAUUGUUUUGGAAUAUUAGAACCAUUUAUGGAAACAAAAGUAUAUGUUAAUUCUGGAGAUUUAGGUGAAGUUUCUCAUGAUUUAACUCAUAGAUGUAAAGCAAUUAUUUUAUCAGUUGAAGAUGAAGCAUCUCAAGAUUUAGAUGCUAAUAAAGAUUUAUCAACUCAUGUAUAUUUACCUCCUGAUUAUACAUUAAGUAAUUCCCAAGGAUUAUAUGAUUUUAAGAAUCAAAAAAUUAUAAUUGCUGAAGCUCCAUUACGAGAAAUGAUAGGUUAUUCAUCUAAAUUAAGAUCUAUAACUCAAGGUAGAGGAACUUUUGAUAUGUCAUAUAUAGGUAUGAGAAGAGCCUCUCAAGCCAGACAAGAGACCAUAGCUCGAGAAAUAUCAUUCAUGUAAAUAGUAUAAGUAGACUUAAUUAAUUAGUUAGUUAGUUAAUUAGUUAUUAUGUAAAUAAAUAAAAUCUUUGUAUUAGA